This is a messenger RNA of Hypanus sabinus (Atlantic stingray), 7697 nucleotides long. RefSeq names its product murine retrovirus integration site 1 homolog (gene irag1). The transcript has 43 exons. The coding region runs from base 1656 to 7697 and encodes 2013 amino acids. Lineage: Eukaryota; Metazoa; Chordata; Chondrichthyes; Myliobatiformes; Dasyatidae. The record is from RefSeq and is a predicted model, not a curated record. Gene Ontology annotation, cellular component: endoplasmic reticulum membrane.
ACAGAGAAAGUGCAAUGCAGCAAAUAAGUAUUUUUGCAAGAUCAUAGGCAUGUAGAUAGCUCAGCAUUUAAUACCAUCAUUCCGUCAGUCCUGAUUGAGGAGUUACAGGAACAGGGCCUCUGUACAUCCCUCUGCAAUUGGAUCCUCGACUUCCUAACUUGAAGACCACAAUCUGUGUGGAUUGGUGAUAACAUAUCUUCUUCACUGAUGAUCAACACUGGCGCACCUCAGGGGUGUGUGCUUAGCCCACUGCUCUACUCUCCAUAUACACGUGACUGUGUGGUUAGGCAUAGCUCAAAUACCAUAUAUAAAUUUGCUGAUGAUACAACCAUUGUUGGUAGAUUCUCAGGUGGUGACGAGAGGGUGUACGUGAGCGAGAUAUGCCAAUUAGUGGAGUGGUGUCACAGCAACAACGUGGCACUCAACAUCAGUAAGACGAAAGAGCUGAUUGUGGACUUCAGGAAGGGUAAGACAAAGAAAAACAUACCAAUCCUCAUUGAGGGAUCAGAAGUGGAGAGAGUGAGCAGCUUCAAGUUUCUCUGUGUCAAGAUCUCUGAGGAUGUAACCUGGUCCCAACACAUUGAUGCAGUCAGAAAGAAAGCAAGACAGUGACUAUACUUCAUUAGGAGUUUGAAGAGGUUUGGUAUGUCAACAAAUACACUCAAAAACUUCUAUAAAUGUUCCAUGGAGAGCAUUCUGACAGGCUACAUCACUGUGGUUUGGAGGGAUUACUGCACAGGACUGGAAGAAGCUGCAGAGGGUUGUAAAUUUAGUCGGCUCCAUCUUGUACCCAGGACAUCUUCAAGGAGCGGAGUAUCACAAAGGCAGUGUCCAUUAUUAAAGACCUCCAGCACCCAGGACAUGCCUUUUUCUCACUGUUACCAUCGGAUAAGGAUUAUCAUUAUCAUCAGCAGCACAAGGGAUCCCAACACACUCAGCCAUGAUAUUUCAUGAUCAGGAGUGCCUACCAUUUGGAAAUCCGAUCAUUUGAUUGUCCGCCUCCUACUUGCAUACAAGCAGAGGCUAAAAGCAAGGCUGCAGAGAUGAGGACAACAAAAGGUGGUGGUGGCAGGCAGAGGAGUGCUUCGAGUUGGUGGACUGGGCCGUGUUCAAGGCCUCAUCAGAGGAUCUGAAUGAAUAUGCCACAGACUUUAUAAAAACAGUUGUAGAUGAGUGUGUCCCCACAAAAAAUCAUUCAGAGUCUUCUGGAACCAGGAGUCCUGAAAGAACCAUGGGAUCCCCAGUCUGCGGAGGGCCAGAGCAAUGGUGUUCAGAUCUGGCAACCAAAUAAGAUACAAGAGGUAUGAUCUCCGGAAAGCUGUCUCACAUGAGAAGUGACAAUUCCAGACCAAGCUUGAAUCAGUGAAGGGUGCUCGGCAGCAGUGGCAGGACUUGAAUACUAUCAGGUUCUACAAAGUGAAACUAAGAGACAUAUGUAACAAUAAGGUUUCACUCCCAGAUGAGCGCAAUGCCUUCUAUGUUUGCUUUGCCUGUGAAAACAUGAAGGCACCUUCACGAACUCCCACAGCUCAGUGUUUUCAGUCUCUGAGGCUGACGGGAGAGCAUCCUUCAGGAGGGUGAACCCAUGGAAAGCAUCUGGCUAUCGUCCAGUUGCAUUUACAUUAACUGUGCUGAAGAGUUUUGAGAGGUUGGUGAUGAAACAUAUAAUCCCCUACCUGAGAAGCGACUUGGAUCCACUCCAAUUUGUCUACCUGAGCAACAAGUUAACAGCAGAUGCCAUUUCUUUGGCUCUGCACUCAACCCUCGGAACAUUUGGAUUGAAUAUUCUUAAUAUUCUUCAUUCACUAUCAGCCCCUAAUCAAUUAGCUUCAAGAAACACACACAAGAUGCUGGUGGAAUGCAGCAGGCCAGGCAGCAUCUAUAGGAAGAAGUACAGUCGAUGUUUCGGAUCGAGACCUUUCGUCAGGACUAACGGAAAAAAGAGAGAAUUUCCUGAAAUUGAAAUGACAUCCAAAGUGCUGGUAGACAGAGUUCGGAGUUCAGCGGGUGGAGAUGGCGUGCCAUCUCUCCAGAGGAGCCAGGCAGUGGAUCAUGGAGAGAAGGACUUGCUGGACCCCAACUUGGUAUCACGUUUAGACUCUGGACUAGGUGCUGGGACAACUUGCUCAUCCAUGGAUGGGAAUGAGAACGGCAACACAGCUGCUGGUGUGUCUUCAACUGGGGGCCUGAAUGAGACUUCAGCUGGGCAGGUCUUCAGAAGCCAGGAGGAAUUUGCCAGUGACAAAAGUAACAAUGAAACCACAGCUUUCGGUGAAGCUGGUUACGACGAGGCUGGUCUCUGCUCUGAGGAGGAUAUACUCAACUUCACCUUUAAGGUUUGUGACACCGAGAGCACAGGUAGAGUUGCGGCUUCAGCCAUCAUUCAGUAUCUACGGGAGGUGACAGGACAAGGUACAGACGGCAGGCUACAGGUGCUGCAUAACAUGUUGGACCCAGAGCGAAAAGGCGUUGCUGUCGACCGAGGGAGCUUCCAUUUAACAAUGAGAAGAUGGAUCGCAAAUUGCACUCAGGAUGGGCCAUCAGAUGAAAAAGCAUCUUUGAAUCUGAGAGAAAAUCCCAGACUUCAAUCGACAGAGGGAGAUGAGAUUUCUCAUCUGGUACCAUGGCCACUGGAAGAAGGAAUGGACGACCCCAGAAUAGAGGCCAGUGAAUUAACCAACAAGAUGGCGGAUCUAAAAUAUGCAAAUAAGAAGUUACGGGAACAGAACACCAGCCUCCAGAAAGCCUUGGAACUGUCGGAUGAGACGAACUUGCAGUUGACUAAGGAGCUGACAAAGGUGAAGAACCAACUGAUGAGUUCUCAAAGGACAUGUCGCAGCAUGCAGACGAUGGUGGAGGAAUUAGAAGAUGCAAGGAGCGCAGGAAGAGAUACCAGAGAGAGAGUCCAUCAGCUGGGGACACAAUGCAAAGAGCUGAAGAAGGAGAAAGAGGCCCUGGGUGUUCAGUUGUGGUCAGCAUCUGGAAAGAUUGAAAAGUUGGAGAGGGACAAGCGGGAGCUGAAGUAUCAGAUUGAUGAGCUGCUGGCCCAGAAGGCUGAUCUGACUAAACAGAUUCAUGAGGCUCAAAACCAGUUGAUUUCCAAAGACGCUUUGAUUUUUGAGGAAAACAUCAUGAUUGAAGAAUUGAAGAUGUUGAAGGCAAAGAGCUGUAAGGUGAUUGAGGGAUUGCGGGCAGAACUGAAAAGGUCGCAAGGGAAGAUCUGUCAAGAUUUCUUCAGCUGUAAGCUGAGUGUCACAAAAUCCUCGCCUGGACUUGCCCUGAACCGACCGAUCUGGUCUCCUACUUCCCUCCAGGUGGAAAUAAGGGAGACUCAGAAGCUGAAGGGGUGCGAGGCACUGCCUGACCCUGUCUGUGGACUGGUGCGACAUAAAGACCAGGGAGAUCAUCUCCAGGAGAUUCUCACUCACAUAAAGGCCAAGAGACAUGGCGCUCUGUUCCAGAGGACAGUUGAUGAGCUGGUUGAUCAGCUGAAUGUCCAUGCCGCUACCUUCAUGACGCUGCUGCGGCGGAUGGAGACUGGGCAACAGCUGAAUGUUCAGGACUUGAGGCUGGAGCUGGAACAGACGAUGCAGGCUGUUGUAAGGAAACUUCACCUCCUGGCCCCGGUUAAGGACUCCUGGGAUGAAUCCAUGGAGGCACUGGAAGUGGCCUGUGCGCGGUGUCAGCAGGACUACAUCAACGCCAAGCAGAACCUGGCCAACAUAUUGCGGGAGCUGGAGCUUGAGAAGAUGCUCAGAGAAGAGGCUGAAGAGCACGCAGCUGAGGCUGAACAGAGGGCGGAGGAAGCCUGGCUCGAGGCAAAGGCUGCCAGUGGUAGAUCCCUUGCAAGCAGGAAGCUCAAAGAGUCGGAGGAGAAGCGGGCCGAGAGGGACGAACAGUCAUGUUCUCUGGAGCUCCAGGUUCGAUGUCUGGGUGUUGAGGCUGACGCAGAGAGUGGCAAGGUCAAGAGGGAGAUGGCAGAGGCCUUGGAGGCAGCUGAGGCGAGAGCGCAGGCCUCUGAGGCUAAGUCCAGCGAGGUGGUGAGGAAGCUGGAGGAACGAGAGCGAGAGGCGGCUGCGGAAGGAGCGAGGGCCGCGCGCUACCUGGCUGAGGUGGAGAGGCUGAAGACGCAGGCCGCGGAGUCGCUCCUCGACUCCACCCGGAGGAUGCGCGCCCUGGAAGGGCAGGUGGCCACACUAUCACAGGAACUGGCGGCUGCCCAGCAGGAUGUCUCUGCAGCACAGGACAGGGCAGCCGUGGCAGAGGCGGGGCUGUUGGCUGCCACGGUUGGGCGUCCCGGGACUGAAGGCCAAAGGAAGGCGACAGCAGCAGAUGCAGGUGAAACCGAGCAGAUAGUGGGAUCCCAUUCCUCUGUGCAAACCAGCACAAAGCAGAGCCCCAGAACGUUGAACGGGGAACUCCAGGCAUGCCCGUCCCCUGCGGAGAACGUCACAGAUGGGAGGACAGCCCAGUCUCUGCAGCAGAGUGUGCAUGAAUGCAACAGCAGCAGUGCGGUUGGGAAGCAGGAAACAGAUGUGUGUCCUCUGUCCCAGGAGAUCUCUGAUCUACUACGUCAGCAGCGGCUCUCUACCCACAGUGGACGGUGCAACCAUGGCAGACCAGGGCAGUACUCAUCUCUGCUCGAAGCCCUUAAUCUAGAACUUUCCAGGAGCCACCAGCCGCUUGGAACCCAGAAGUGCUUUAGACCACUGCUAUUCAACCAAAGUCGUGGGGAAGAAGGGAGGCCUUCAUCACCAAAGGAGAGCUCGACCAAAGGACAAGACUCAGAGACCGCAGGCAGGAACAGCGUGGGUGGAUCCCGGUCCCAGGAGUUGGAUGUGAAGCAAAGACUGAGCCCAGAAGCCGAAGAACAGCUUCUCCCCAUUGCCUUACCAGAAGACGAAGAUUUGGCCUCGGUCUCUUCCCUGCGGCAGCUGCUGAACAACUUCUCCUUGGCGGGUCUCGAACCCUCUCUGAUCCGUGGCGCCCGUUGUGUCAUAGCCCCUAGUAUGCCCACCCUUCCUGAAGAGGAGGUGAGACCUGAGCAUCAGGAAGCAACACAGAGCACCAAACCCAACGUUCUUGCUGCUGGAACAGGGAUGAAUACAACACCAGAAAUUGUCCUCCCAGAGGUCACUGGCUCUCCGGACAAGGAGUCUGACCGAGCCACACACCUGAGGUGCCCCAGCCCCAUCCAGAGGAAGUCCAGCAGAAACUCCCGGGCCUCCUCGUCCUCAGCAAAUUCCCUCACUUCUGUCGAUGGAGAUGGCCACGUGUACGAUCUUGUGAAUGACCAGCUGCCCGAUGUCGAGCUCUCCGACGAAGACAGAAAGAAAAACACAGAGCUGCUGGAGGAGGCGAAGAAAAUCAGUGAGAGGUUCCUCAGCCGUCGGAGCCGCCGCUCUAGGACCAGUAUUUCUGAUUCACCGCCAGCGGUAACACCCUCGUGGACUCCAACUGCCUCCCCCAGCCCCUCUCACAGUAAUUCUGUCACAGCUCUGCACCUCGAGCCAGACAUGCCAGCAGUCCGGACAAUGGUCGUGCCUUCGCUUCAGGCUGGGGAGGAAGAUGCCUCUUCACCCAUCAGGGACAAGGAGAUGAAGCUUUUAGAAGUCCCUGGAUCAAGACAACAAGAUGCUGGAGUGAGAUCCGAGCAACACACCAGAAAGCUAUCUCCAGCCAGGACAACCAGUGAAACCAGAAAACUAUCUCCAGCCAAGAAGGCCGUGGAAAAUAGAAAACCAUCUCCUGGACCAAUGGCUCUGCAGAUGUCUCCUGGAAAGGUGGCGGAUACAUCUGUCCAUCGGAAAGAAGCUGCCUCCCUGGAAGUUGGUGGACGUAGCGAGUCCAAGCCUUUGGACAAGAACCGCCAUAGCACCCAUGUCAAAGGGACAGAAAGUGCUUUGGCUGGUCCUACCAAGCCAAGAUCUCUGGAAUGCAACAUAAUUCCAGUGAGACCCUCCCAGGUGCUGGUCUCUGAAACCGGAGCAGUUAGAACGAGUAUUGAACAUGCUGUCCCUCGCCCCAGGAAGCCCUGCACAGCCGAAAUCAAAUCUCUGAGCUCGCAGCCCCUUCUGCGGGCCGUUUCCUGGGAGUGUCUGGAGGUGGACGGGGAGCCCCCAAGCCCCCCUCUCCAGGCCGUUGAGAGCUUCAGUUUCAAUGUAUUCGACAACAGCCAACUUAGAGCUUUCGACUGUAAGGAACUGCCCGUUGAACCAAAGCUGCAGAAACUCACCAAACUGCGUGAGGAGAAUAAACUGAUGCGGAACCAAAACCUGUCAGCACAGAGAUUACCCGACCUCAGUGAGACCAACGAACAGGAGAGAGGUCCGUCACCCGUCCCAUGCCCUGCAGCCAAUGGCACCCACGGCAGCUCCGAUGCCACACCCAGCAUUCCCGACUCUCUGCUGCGGAAGCUGAAGGUACAGAGGGCGCUGCCUGUAGGAUUACCACCUUUGACAGAGAAGGAAGUUGAGAACACAUUCGUCCAGCUGUCCUUGGCCUUUAAGAAUGACAGCUACACCCUGGAGGCAAGGCUGGGGCUGGCGGAGAGAGAGAGAAACUUGGCUGAAGACAACACAGAGAGGGAACUUGAAAACUUCAAAUCAGAGCUGAAGUCCUCAACCUCGCUCUGGGUUAACGCUGAACAACGCGAAGCCCAGGAGAGGCUCCUGGAAACCGUGGCUGUCCUCCAGCGCCUGGCCGUCAGGCUUUCGGGGCGGGCUGAGAUGGUCGGGGCCGUCCGACAGGAGAAGCGAAUGUCCAAGGCCACCGAGGUGAUGAUGCAGUACGUGGAGAACUUGAAGCGCAUGUAUGAGAAGGACCACGCCGAGCUCACCGAGUUCAAGAAGUUGGCCAACCAGAACUCGAACCGGAACUACAGUCCAUAUGGAGACAGCAGCGAUGAUGGCGUUCCUCGGACAGCCCGCUCCAUGUCCCUCACUCUUGGGAAGAGUGUGCCACGCCGGAGAGUUAGUGUGGCGGUGCUACCGAAGUUUAUCAACUUUCCGGGGCAGCCGGGCAGCUCCUCCGCCGUUUCCACCAUUGCUCCUGUGGUGGAGUCCAACAAUAACACUGAAGCCAACACUGCAGGCUCCACCAGCACCACCAGCAGCUCGGAAGCCAUCACCAGCACCACCAGCACAGUUCCCAGCAGCUCCAGCAGAACCAGCCCGAUGCUGGCACCCCUCAUGGAAACGAAGCAGAAUGGAGAUAAAGAGGUGGAGCAGACAGCAGCAGGCACCGUGCGUCCGCCUAGCCUUGACCUCUCCAGUCUGGAGACCAAGGCCAAGAUCGAGGAGGAAGCCUUCAACAAAGGUUACCAGGAAGGUUUGAAAGCCCAACUCAGCCAGGAUCAGAAGGAGCUUCGGCAUGAAACUGGGAAAGUGGAAGGAGCCAGCGAGGGACCAGCAACAGAGACCAGCCUCACAGGGGGAAGGAAGGGCAGUAAGUUGGAAGAGGUUGCUGAGCUGAUUGUCCAGCUGUGUCCGAAGCCAGCGAGGCACCGCAGCGUGAUCUGGGUCGUGGCUGCCAUUGUCCUCCUGCUGGCCGUACUCAGCAGUAUCUUCGCCUCUCUGCGCAGUCCAUGUGAGCAGGCCGCGGGCUCGCCCAGCGCGAAGGGCUCCUGCCUCCCCUCCGGGCACAGUUCCUCCUGGCCUUUCUCACGACUGUGGCACAGAAACCGGGCACAGGCGUGA